This is a messenger RNA of Symbiodinium sp. CCMP2592, 1029 nucleotides long. Lineage: Eukaryota; Dinophyceae; Suessiales; Symbiodiniaceae. The record is from the annotation of a GenBank genome assembly.
AUGGUCCGCUCCUCUGAGAUGGAAACUGUGAUUCGGAGGUUGAUUGCUUUGGAGGCACCCAAGACCUUCAUCCUACUGGUCUUCCUCGUGAGUUGGCACGCCCAAUCAAAGCUCGACAAGUACGAAUAUGAUGUCAUCGAGUUUUUUGCAGGUGUCUCUAUGAUUGCUAGAGUCGCUCGGAUGCACGACCUCAGAGCAGUGGCCCUGGAUAUUACUUUUGAUCGGGUGACCAAUCGCCCUGGGGCCAUGGACCUGACAACCCCGUCGGGCUUUGCGUUGGCAAUCAUGGCUUGUCUACGUGGGAAGCUGGAUGGUCUUCUGAGUAUAUGGGGGGUAUGCUGCUCCUCGUGGGUGAUUACCUCCAGAGGGUCUACUGGACGGUCCUUCCUAACUCCGAUGGGGUUUGAUGGACAUACGAAAGUUCGCCAGGCAAACGUGAUCGGCUCGAGGGUCGCCCUAUUGCUUAUGCUUUGCACAGCGAUUGGGGGAGCGUGGCUGGUUGAGCAACCGUCGCAGUCGAUGCUGUUUGAACACGUGCGUUUGAAAGAGAUGAUCGAGAACUGGCUCCGAACAAUCAAAGUUUGGAGGCAGGGCUUCUGGAUGAUGAAAUAUAAAAGCAGGACUCCGAAGCGCACGAAGGUGUGGUCCAACAGCCACAUCAUCAGCCGGCUGGACCUGGGAUCACUCAGCCGUUCCGAGAUGAACGCAGCAGCUGUAAAGACUGUUGAUCGUUGGGUUUCUGACGGAAAGAAGAAAUGGAAGGCCAACAAACACUUGAAACAGACCCAGACUUAUACCUUCCGCUUUGCGAAGAAAAUCAUUGAUCUACGGCCACAGCUGAUUGCACCUACUUCACGAUCUACCAUCGAGGUAUCCUACGAUCUCGACCUCAAGGCAGCUUUCAAGAAGCUCACGUACCGGGAUAAGUGGGCCGAUGCCGAUGUCACUUUUGCCAUUCGGUAUGUCUUCGGAUGCAGGUCUGUUAAAGUGCCUGAGUCCUGGAGAGACAUCAUACCUAAGUGUCUUUGA